AUGGCACUGAGUGCGUCAGCGCUGGCGUUGCGUCGCGUGCUUGUGCUUUCGCCCUUCUGCCACCAGCCCAUUGCGUUGCCGGCUGUCACGCCGGUGCAACGCGUCCUGCACGAUGUGCUGCCGCACGGCGCGGGCAGUCGGCGCGAAGAGGAAGUGACGGCGUUGCUCGAGCGGCUCCCUGCUCACUGCAACAAGGCGAAGCAGGCGAUGCUGCACGCGCGUCGUGCCAGCACGUACUACCGCAGCCGCUACGGUCGCGGUCUCGAGGCACAGAGGAAGCAGCUGCAGCAGGUGCAGCACAUGUCGGACGACGAGGUGCGGCGGUGGGCCCGCAGCAAAUGUCUUCCGGUCCGCGACCCUCUGGUGCUGUCAUGA
This is a messenger RNA of Trypanosoma grayi, 375 nucleotides long. RefSeq lists its product as hypothetical. The record is from RefSeq and is a predicted model, not a curated record. The transcript has a single exon. The coding region runs from base 1 to 375 and encodes 124 amino acids. Lineage: Eukaryota; Euglenozoa; Kinetoplastea; Trypanosomatida; Trypanosomatidae.